Trichomycterus rosablanca is the source of this 3352-nucleotide messenger RNA. RefSeq names its product leucine rich repeat and coiled-coil centrosomal protein 1 (gene lrrcc1). The record is from RefSeq and is a predicted model, not a curated record. NCBI's taxonomy places the organism in Eukaryota, Metazoa, Chordata, Actinopteri, Siluriformes, Trichomycteridae. Bases 100 to 3120 code for a protein of 1006 amino acids. The transcript is spliced from 20 exons. Gene Ontology annotation, molecular function: protein binding.
GUUCAAUCUUUAGUUUGAACUGUAACAUGGCGAUAAGCGUCUCUUCUGUACCGGUGGAUUAUUAAAACACUUGAUCAGCACCAGGGUGGCGGAUUGGUCAUGGCUGAUGGAGAACUUUGUUUGAUUGAUAAAGGUAUUUCAAGUUUAUUGGAGGUUCCAUUGACGUCCAGCAGCACAUCUGUGAACCUUCACUGUAAUCGGCUGACAAAGAUAGAAGGGUUGACAACAGCAUGGCACAUAAGACAUUUGGAUCUUUCAUCCAAUCACAUCGGACGUAUUGAGGGACUUGGUGCCCUUUCCUCACUGCGCACCUUAAACUUAUCUUGUAAUAACAUUACCAAGGUGGAAGGUCUUAAUGGACUGGUAAACCUUACAAGGCUUAACUUGGCUUACAAUCAGAUAAAUGACCUCACUGGUCUCCUAUAUCUGCAUGGGACUGAAUACAAACUAAAACACCUCCAGCUUCACAGCAACCAUGUGGACAACAUGAAUCAUCUCCUGCAAUGCAUGGUGGGACUGAGCAAUUUAAAAGAUGUCACUCUCAGUAUGAAUCGUGCUGAUAAUCCGGUCUGCCGUCUUCCAGGCUACAGGGACGUGGUGCUGCAGGCUUUGCAACAAGUCUCUAUUCUGGAUGGACAUGAUAGGCUGGGAAAACCUAAUCCAUCAGGAGACGAGAGCCCAAUGGACGUUCCGGGUUUGGAGGACUUUCUGGAGUUUCUGAUUUCAACAGACGCUAGUGUCAAUGCAGAGCAGGUCCCGGCAGAUGCACCUCUGUGUACUCCUCGGAUUGAUGAAGUUCUGACCCAGUUUCGUGAUCGGAGUAGAAUCAUGGACAUCCCUGCUGAAAGAGCAGUACAGAAAAGCUCACACAGAGGAGACACCGCUACAGGGAACCAGCUAAAUGAGCUUCGCAUUAAAAAGCUAGAGCAGCAGGUGUCUCAACUCUUCCAGACGGCUCCGGCAGGUGGCGUUACUAAGGUGGGCUCUGUGGUACGGAAAGCAAAAAGGGACAUCGAUCACACAUCAGAGAGUGAAUGUGACAGCGGGAAAGAGAACCAGAAGCAUUUAAAAGUCUGUCGGUCCAAAGUCGCUGUAGCUAAGAAACCGGUUAAAGUGAUCAGAGGCAAACAAUCUGACAGUGAUGCAGAACCACAAAAGCAGAGAAGCUUGAAGCUUCCUGCUGGCUCUGGUCAGAAAGCAGCUGUCCAGCCUGUAGGAGGGGCAGCUACAGUAAAGAAAGGCUUCAGAACAGGCAAAGCUACAGUGGACACAAAGUCCCAUCAAAGUGAACAGGACACUUACAGGGCAAUAGUGGAGGAGCGGGAUCAGGAGCGUGAACGGCGCUGGAAGGCUGAGCAAGCUGUGAAGAAGCUCACAGAGCAGGUAAAGGAUCUGCAGACACGUGCGACUGAGGAAAAAGAAGUCCAGAGCCUGGCACUACACACGACUGAUAGACUGAAGGAGCUGUUGCUGAAGGAGCGCUCAGAGCGGGGAGCGUUGCAGUCUAGGGUGGACGAGCUAGAGGAACGAUGCAGAAGUUCAGCAGAACAGCUAGAGCAGCUGCGCAGCCGGGAGAAACGUCACAAGAGUGCGCUGUGUGAUCUGCAGGAGACCGUCUCUCAGCAAGAAGCUCUCAGGGUCAAACAGCAGACAGAUGAGAUGAAGAGAAAGCAGGAACUGGAGAGUAGAUGUGCUGUCCUGAAGAGAGAAGUGGAAAUUCUCAGGGUGUCUGUAAGGCAGCAUAAAGAUAAACUACAGCAACUGCAGGAACUGCUGACCUCCAGAGAGGAGGCACACAGGAAGGAGCUGGCUUCACGACUCCUUCCUGGAAGCCAUGAGUUUCGUGAGGCUGUGACGAAGGAAGUGGAACUUGUGGAACAGAGACAUGCUCAGCGACUAGCAGAGAUGGAGCAGAAGCUGGCUGAUGCCAAGCACCAGUACGCUGCCCUGGAGGAUGAGUUCCGUAUGGCUCUUACCAUUGAAGCCAAGCGCUUUUCUGAGGUGAAGGAGGGCUUUGAGCACGUAUCUGCUAAGCUUAUGGAAGUAAAAAAUGCAUUUAGUGCAUCUCAGCUGAGAGAAAAGCAGUCUGGCUCUCUGGUGCAGGAACUUACAGCUUUGGUUAAGGAGCAGAAAACUCGCAUAGCUGAGCUUAUCAAAACCAAGCGUGACGCUGUGACAGAAUUAAAGGCACGAGUCAGGACUUUGGAGGCGGGAGUAGAGGACGACAGGCGUCUCACUGUGCAGCUGGAAUUUCUUAAGAAGGACAAGUCCAAACUGCUGUCUCAGCUCACUGCACAGGAGUCUGUGAUAGAAGGGCUCAGAGCUGAAAGGAGGCUUUGGGGUCAGGAGCUCGCCCAGCAAGGAUCAUCCCUUGCUCAGGACAGAGGUCGCUUGGAGGCUAAAAUUGAGGUCCUGACCGCUGAGCUGGAGACUCAGAAAAAGCAGAAUGAAAGAGACAAUGACGCACUGAAAAUAAAAACAAAAAUCAUGGAUGAUCAGACAGAAACAAUUCGCAAGCUGAAAGAGGCAGUGCAGGAACGAGAUGAGCAAAUCCGUACUCUGCGUGAAGACAACCUCCAGGCACAGAAAAAGCUACAACAGCAGAUGGAGGAGGAGGCCUCAUCAGUAACAGAGCUCCGAGAUGAAGUGGACAAACUUCGCAUUAGGAAAGAGGAGCUCAAGCAACAGCUUCUUGACAAGGAGGCUGAGAUGGAAGAGCUCAAAGAGGCUUACAGAGCCUCAAGUCGGAAAUGGCAGGAUAAAGCAGACCUGCUGACCAGACUGGAAGGUCAGGUCAAGCGAAUGAAGGAAGUAUUUGAUGCUAAAGAGAAAACCCUGCUGGAGGAACGAGAUAAAGCCUCCCAAGCACACAAGGCUGCACUGGAGAAGCUUCACUGUGUGGACGACGCUUUCCGCAGCCAGCUAGAGUCUUUGCAGGCUUCCCAUCAGGCUGAGCUGCUCCGACUGGCCACUUCCAAACAAAAGCAGAUAGAACAAGCCAGUCAGAGGGUGCUUCAGGUGGAGGAAGAGAUGAGGCAGCUGCUGGAGGAAACUGAGAGCAACAGAAUGGCAAUGGAAGAGAAAAUGAGGCGCCUUACCAAUGUGCUCAGAGACUUCUAAUCACACAAAAUGUACUACAUUCUCCUUCCAGAUUUUUUAAGUUUACAGUUUGUAGCACUAGUCUUCAGGAUGUUCUGAAAAGACUCACUUGUAAAAUCUGUAUAUUAGUAGUACUUUAUAUAUAUUUAUAUAAAUCUGCUCUGUGAGGUCAGGAUUAUAGGUAUAUUUUGUAUAGUUUGUAUGAAUGCAUAUGUGUUUAAAUAUUUUGGUUCUUAUUAAAUUAUUUUUAUGA